Liolophura sinensis is the source of this 462-nucleotide messenger RNA. RefSeq lists its product as uncharacterized. NCBI's taxonomy places the organism in Eukaryota, Metazoa, Mollusca, Polyplacophora, Chitonida, Chitonidae. The transcript has 6 exons. The coding region runs from base 1 to 462 and encodes 153 amino acids. The record is from RefSeq and is a predicted model, not a curated record.
AUGCUGGAAUUGGCCAAGGCUAAAGGAUUUUACCAGAAUUAUUUCUGCAACUUUAUCGAAGAAACCCAGGGAAUAAUAGAAGAUGAGACGUUCGACAUAGCCUGCUCUCUUGGUGGCAUCAGACCCGGACAUUUGGAAUCGGCUGCUGCGGGGCAAAUGUUCCGAGUCACCAAGCCAGGAGGCCUGAUAUGUAUUUCUGGUGUCAAAGAACGAUGGGACGGCGACCCAGAUUACCACCAGCGCAUGCGCAGUGUGAUAGCGGAAGUAGAAGCGUUAAAUAAGACUCUACCAUGGGAAGCUGUCCAGACGGAGGCGGCCAAGGUUUACAAAGAAACGGGCAAGUCACCGAGAUGGGAAGCUGUACAGACGGAGGCGGCCAAGGGUUACCAAGAAACGGGCGAGUCACCGAGGGUAAACCACGGGGUCAGCAGAGAUACAGAGAAAUACUGCUGGGUCCAGUAG